CUUCGUACAUGCAUCCCAUGCGUACGCUCGAUCUGCCGGUAAGAAAGUUGGCUUCUUGACCGUUGGGCGGCUUCUUCAUCAUGACCGGCAUGGGAUCACUGCUGACGAUAAACCAAAUUGGCGUGAGACUCAGCAUGGCCUGUAGCCUAGUCUAAUCUCUUGGGUCGUAAUCUCCGAGGUAGGCCGCCAAAAACUGCCAUCUUGUCCAGCUUUACUGCUGCCGCCAUCAUCUUUCUCACCAUGGGCAUGCAGGUUUCUGGCCUUCUAAUCCCACCGCGAUUCGGUCCUUAUCUGGGUUCUCGUCUCUUCAUCCCACUUUGCGAAAACCCAGACAUCCUGUGGACUCCAAUAUGUCUUGUGCCAAGUUCAUUGGAAUUGCUCUCAUCAUGGCCGAGUGCUGCAACAACUUGGGAGUCGGAAAGACAUGCACGAUUGUCGCAGCCGAGAUCCCAGAGACCAAAAAUAUCACGUACAUCCAGCUGGAUUUUUUGUUCCAGAGAAACACACCAACGAGGCAAACGGGAGUCGUCGGCAAGCGGUGACGAUCAAAUCGCAGUUUGAUCUGUA
Messenger RNA from Parathielavia appendiculata, 567 nucleotides. RefSeq lists its product as uncharacterized. NCBI's taxonomy places the organism in Eukaryota, Fungi, Ascomycota, Sordariomycetes, Sordariales, Chaetomiaceae. Bases 351 to 542 code for a protein of 63 amino acids. The transcript is spliced from 2 exons. The record is from RefSeq and is a predicted model, not a curated record.